Didymodactylos carnosus is the source of this 1320-nucleotide messenger RNA. Lineage: Eukaryota; Metazoa; Rotifera; Eurotatoria; Philodinida; Philodinidae. The record is from the annotation of a GenBank genome assembly.
AUGGUAAACGAUGACAAUGAUCGAAAUCACCGUUCUCGUUCAAGGGAGCGUGACAGACGACGUAAACGUUCAAAAUCAAGAGACCGUAAUGAGAAAAAACGUCGAUCACGAUCGAAAGAAAAACGACGAGACAGUCGUUCUCAUUCCCCACGUGAUCGUAAAAGAGAGAAAGUAGAAAAAAAAGGGCCCAAAAAGUACAAAUAUUGGGAUGUACCACCUGCCGGUUUUGAACAUAUUACACCUAUUCAAUAUAAAACAAUGCAAGCAUCUGGUCAAAUAUCGCAAAUAUUCAGUGGUAAAGAUUGGAGUGCUAAUACAGCAGCUGCAACACCUGUUUUAGGAAGUCAUGUUGUUCAUCAAUCGAGACGCUUAUAUGUCGGUAAUAUACCGUUUGGAGUAUCAGAAACAGCAAUGAUGGACUUUUUUAAUCAACAAAUGCAUCUGACAGGUCUAUCUCAAACAGAAGGAAAUCCUGUAAUCGCUGUACAAAUUAAUUUGGAUAAAAAUUUUGCUUUUCUUGAAUUUCGCUCUAUUGAUGAAACAACAGCAGCAAUGGCAUUUGAUGGAAUUGUAUUUCAAGGACAGUCUUUAAAAAUUCGUCGUCCACGAGAUUAUCAACCUAUGCCGGGCAUAUCUGAUCAACCAAAUUUAAAUGUUCCAGGCGUUAUAUCCACUGUGGUUGCUGAUAGUCCGUUUAAAAUAUUCAUUGGCGGUUUACCAAAUUAUUUAAAUGAUGAUCAGGUCAAAGAGUUACUCAUGUCGUUUGGUCCUUUGAAAGCAUUCAAUCUUGUAAAAGAUGCAGCAACUGGACUAUCGAAAGGAUACGCCUUUUGCGAAUAUGUUGAUGCUGGAGUUACCGAUGCUGCCAUUCAAGGUCUGAAUGGAAUGCAGCUGGGAGACAAAAAAUUGAUUGUACAAUUGGCCAGUGUUGGAGCGAAAAAUAUGCCAGGAAUGACGUCUAUUCCAGUUAGUGUUCAAGUUCCUGGUUUAAAUAUGUCAUCCGGAUCUGGACCAGUAACAGAAGUUUUAUGUUUGUUAAAUAUGGUUACUGAAGAUGAAUUAAAAGAUGAUGAAGAAUUUGAAGAUAUAAUGGAAGAUGUUCGAGAAGAAUGUGGAAAAUAUGGUUCUGUUAAAAGUCUUGAGAUACCACGUCCGAUUAUGGGAGUUGAUGUACCAGGAGUUGGAAAGAUAUUUGUGGAAUUUACGUCCAUUAGUGAAUGCCAAAAAGCUCAACAAGCAUUAACCGGCCGAAAAUUUGCUAAUCGUGUUGUUGUAACAUCUUAUUAUGACCCAGAUAAAUAUCACAGACGAGAGUUCUGA